Messenger RNA from Momordica charantia (bitter melon), 1064 nucleotides. Its product is annotated as 10 kDa chaperonin, mitochondrial. The record is from RefSeq and is a predicted model, not a curated record. Gene Ontology annotation, cellular component: mitochondrion. Gene Ontology annotation, molecular function: metal ion binding; protein folding chaperone; protein-folding chaperone binding. Lineage: Eukaryota; Viridiplantae; Streptophyta; Magnoliopsida; Cucurbitales; Cucurbitaceae.
UGUCCCAGAACCUUCUACGCCCACCCAGAACCCGACACCAAUUUGUUCUUCCCCAAACUCGCACUGAAGUCAAAACCCUAAUUCUUCGACCACAGACGUUGCGCUAUCAAUUGACGCAGACACCUAUGGCGAAGCGCUUAAUUCCAUUACUCAAUCGUGUCUUGAUCGAGAAAAUCGUGCCUCCUUCCAAAACCACCGCCGGCAUUCUUCUCCCCGAGAGCUCCACCAAGUUGAACUCCGGCAAGGUGGUUGCGGUGGGUCCUGGUGCACGAGAUAGAAGCGGGAAUCUGGUUCCGGUCUCUGUGAAAGAAGGUGACACCGUUCUUUUGCCUGAUUACGGAGGCACGCCGGUUAAGCUUGGGGAGAAAGAAUUCCAUUUGUUUAGAGACGAAGACAUUUUGGGAACUCUGCAUGAUUGAUUGGUCUAAUUCAACGGUGAUCUGAUCGUGCUUUUGCAAGAGCUCAUUCUGGUUCUUUGAGUUGGUUGAUGCUUCAUGCUUUAGCUUCUUACUGCAUAUGCAAGAAUGAAGAAUGUCGUCAAUUUAUGGUUAGUUUCCAUUUAGUUAAAUCUUAAUGGAACCAAUUUUCAGUUUCUCUUUGCCACUUCUGUUGCCAUUGUUAAUCUUCAUUCAGCAUCUUUCUUGAUAUUGUGACAAGAAAUGGAGAACUAUAGCUUAGUGCUAUUUUGUAUGACUUUUGGGGAAAGCCAAAUGACCUUGCACUACAGAAAAUAAGACAUGGUUAGAUAUGGAAUGGUGUGAUUAAAGCUGUGAGAGGAUUUGCCCAAGUUAUGUUCAUUAAGAUGGACAAUGAGAUAAUGACCCUUUGACGCCAUUUUAUGGGCCAACCUCAAAAUUCGAGUUUGAGAACUGUUGGGUGGGUCUUUAUUCUACAUAAACUACUUGCCUAUAGAAUACACUUCUCUUUAGCUCAACUAGUUGGAGACGUAUAUUUCCGACCAAAAGGUGGGGAUGUAUAUUGAAAACUUAGAAAGUAAUAUGUGUGUGUGUUUAUUUUUUAGUACAAUACUAUAUGUAUAUCAGGAAGAACACAGAGUUGAGAAA